Molecule: messenger RNA, 2000 nt
Organism: Nerophis ophidion (straightnose pipefish)
Lineage: Eukaryota; Metazoa; Chordata; Actinopteri; Syngnathiformes; Syngnathidae
Product: fatty acyl-CoA hydrolase precursor, medium chain-like
Source: RefSeq, a predicted model, not a curated record
GAAAGUAGAGCAAAGAGUGUCACUCCUACUCCUAAAGUGCAGCUGCACGUAGAAGUUUGUGUGGACAGUCACAACUACACCAGCAACAAGGAGGACCACCAUGAAGGAAACCUUUUGCUUUCUUUUGACCCUCUUGUUUGCAUGUGUUGCUGCAAAAAGUGACGCACCCAUAGUCCACACAGCGCUCGGGAGCCUGAAAGGUGACUAUGUGAGUGUGAAGGGGAAGGAGACUGGGGUCUAUGCCUACCUGAGUGUCCCCUUUGCCAAGCCCCCCCUUGGCCCUGCUCUGAGACUGUCUGCACCCCAGGAUGUGGACAGGUGGGAAGGUGUGAGAGACGACCAGCAGCCUCCCAUGUGCAUGCAAAGUAGACAGAUUCUUCAAGAUGUGUCUGAUCUGCUCGGCGGGUUAAUUACAGAAAUUCCUGACGUUUCCGAAGACUGCCUUUACCUCAACAUUUAUACUCCUGAGAGCAGAGCUCAUGAUGCUAAACUCCCAGUUAUGGUGUGGAUCCAUGGUGGCGGGUUUGCUAUUGGAUCAGCUUCAUCGUAUGAUGGAUCUGCCUUUGCUGCUUAUCAGGAUGUGGUGGUGGUUCUGAUCCAGUAUCGCUUGGGAAUUUUGGGCUUUUCCAGCACAGGAGAUGAGCACAUGUCCGGUAACUUUGGCUUGCUGGAUCAGGUCCAAGCACUCCGCUGGGUCCAGAAGCACAUUCACAACUUUGGAGGAGACCCAUCUUCUGUGACCAUAUCUGGAGAGUCUGCUGGCGGAGUGAGCGUUUCCCUGCUGCUUCUCUCACCUUUGUCCCACGGCCUGAUCCACCGAGCCAUCGCUCAAAGCGGCACUGCUGCAAUGGACGCAUUAGUGACGAAUGAUCCUCUGCCCGUAACCAAGGCUAUCGCCAAUAGAACAGGAUGUAACAUUGAGAGUACACAACACAUCGCUGACUGCUUGAAAAACCUGGAUCUGGACACCAUUUUGAAAAUUACGGAACAGGAAAAAACGAUGAGAAUUAACAUUAAUAUCGACGGAGUCUUCCUGAAAAAACCUGUGAAUGAGCUGUUUGAGAAACAGGAAAUUCUGAAAGUACCUUUCAUGACUGGUGUCAACGAUCACGAAGGCGGCUGGUUGCUUCCUGCUUUCAUGGCUCCUCCAAACUGGACUGAAGGAAUGGACCGAGAGCAGAUUGUUAACGGGUUUUCUGUCUUUAACUCCAAACCUGAAGAAUCCAUCAUCACGGAUCUGUUGGUAGAUGAAUAUGUCGGAGUUGGCGAAGACCGUGUAAAAAAUAGAGAUGCUUUUACCGAGAUGCUGGGAGAUAUGCUGUUUGUCAUUCCUGCCAUUAAGACUGCAAAUGCUCACAGAGAUGCAGGUGUCCCAGUGUACUUGUACGAGUACCAGCAUGCCCCUCACUUUUUGAGAGCUCGUAGGCCAAGCUUUGUUAAGAGUGAUCAUGGAGACGAGAUUUUCACCGUUUUCGGAUUUUGCUUUACCACGACCCACAUCCGAUUAACUGAUGCAUGUCCGGAAGAGGAAGAAGUACUUAGCAAGACUUUGAUGAGUUACUGGGGUGCCUUUGCUCGCACAGGGUCUCCUAAUGGGGAUGGACUUGCUCACUGGCCAAACUAUGGAGGAGAAGAACACUUCCUGGCAAUAAGUGAAAAGAAGCAAGUCACUGGUCAGCACUUGAAACAGUCUCGCUUUGUCUUCAUGACUCAGAUCCUGCCAGAGAAAUUUCGACUGCAUCUGGAGAAGCUGGAGCGCAGUGAACUGUAGCAGACAGACAUCAUUUCAACCCGAUGAUCGAUCGUGAUGCAUUUACUGGAGGUGGUUAAACUGAUGAACAAUAGUUAGGUAGAUACUUUAUUGAUCCUGCAGGAAAUACUAAAAAAUCAAUGCAAUUGUAUGAAAGUUUGAAAAAAGAUAUUUUCAUUGACUGUAAGAGACGUGCACUUUUUAGUCCUAAAAAUGCUAUUCCAAAAAAAUAAAGAAUUGAACGGGUAAA